UAAACUUCAUCAACCGAUUGAAGAGAUGACAAUACAAGGCAUGGUUUGUGCGGAAACUGGUGUUAGAAAUGCCAUAUCUUUCAGCAGUAUUAGUGGCGAUGCUACUGCCAUUGAUCAGCAAUACACUCGCCUAAAAGUUUUUGUAACUGAAGCGUCCGAACCAUUUAAAUGUGAAUUAACUUAUGUUCUAUUUCCUAUGUUUGUUCACCUCUAUUUAGAAUUGAUCAGCAAUGGGCAAAAGACUGCUGCUCAAAAGUUUCAUUCCCGACAUUCCGGUUUAUUUGCAAACGUUCAGAAUUAUAAGUUAAUUAUUUCGACUCUGUCGUCCAUUCAGACUAUGCAAGAUCUCUCUACGCAUCCCACCAUAAAAGAUUUUAGAGAGAAUAAACAUACUAUUUGUUUGUGCGAAGAUACACUGGAGUAUCUGAUGAGAUUUUUGAGAGAUACGGAUAAUAUCAUUCUUCUUCAAUUGUUUAAUCUUUAUAUUGAUGUAGAAGUGAAUCAUAGGGAUUACAACACUAAGCUUCAUCUCUACGACGAUCGUCAGUUAAAUGUAUCGCAGGUUUCUAAAGGAAAUCAAGAAGAGAAAGAGAGAGAGAAGCAAAAGCCUUGUGAAGCCGUAUUGUCUUUAAAGCAGGCUAUAAAGAGGGUCAGCGAAGAAAAACCUUGUUUACCAUCCAUUUGUUUAUACUCGUUUCACAAUGCUUUCCAAGGUUUGAGUAGUGUUGAUCUGUGGCCUGAAGGAUAUUUGCUGGCGGGCGGUUUUGAAGAUUCGAGUGUUAGGGUGUGGAGUCUGUCAUCGUCAUUAUUAAAAUAUAAAACCGGAAGUUUUAUUUCUAGAGUACCUCUUGCUUGUGAUGAAAGUGGUCCGGAACAAGAAACCAAAGAAAAUGAAGUAGUGGUGAUGAGAGGACAUGGUGGACCAGUUUACAGUCUUGGAUUUGCACCUCAGAGCAACGUUCUUUUAUCUUGUUCGGAAGAUACCACGGUGAGAGCGUGGAAUCUGUCGACGUUUACGAAUGUUUGCUUGUAUAGAGGACACGGCUAUCCUGUCUGGGAUAUAGACGUUGGUCCGUUGGAGAUUUAUUUUGCCACUGCGUCAAGAGAUCAUACGGCAAGAAUUUGGGUGUUAGAUAGAAAUUUUCCAUUGAGAAUAUUAGCAGGUCAUAAUUUAGAUGUAGAUGCAGUGAAAUUUCAUCCCAAUAAUACUUACCUAGCCACUGGAUCAAGUGAUAGAACUGUAAGGUUAUGGAGUAUCCAGGAAGGUAAAAUGGUCAGGCUUCUCACAGGACAUAGAGGAAGCAUAUUUACCCUUGCAUUUUCACCAAAUGGGCAAUUACUUGCAUCAGCUGGUGAAGAUAGAAGGAUCAAAGUUUGGGAUCUUGCAUCUGGAUCACAAAUCAAAGAAUUAAGAGGACACACGGAUACGGUAUACAGUCUCUGUUUUAACGGUGACAGUUCCUUGUUAGCAUCUGGUGGACUCGAGCAUACUGUACGUCUCUGGGAUGUGAGAACAUCUGUUAGUCAUAGCACUCACAGUUCAUCAUUAGGUGCAACAACUGAAAGUAGAACUUCACCCGAACUUUUAGCUAGUUUUCCAACAAAAUCUAAUUCUAUACAAAUGGUUCAAUAUACCAAACAUAAUCUUCUCAUGGCAGUUGGUAUGACAACACCAGGAAUAUCUAAAAUUAUUUUAUCUCCUGAAAGUGAAAUUUAUCCAUAUUGGAAAGAUAUGUCUAUUCCAGUAUAUCUCAGGAUUUAUUUGUAUAAUAUUACAAAUCCUAUAGAGAUAGAAAAUGGAAUUAUACCAAAACUGGAACAAGUAGGACCAUAUACUUUCAGAGAGGAACGACACAAAAUAAACAUUAAAUGGAAUAAUAAUGGAACAGUAUCUUACCAACAAAUCAAAAGGUGGUACUUUGAAACCAGUAUGAGUAAUGGUUCAUUAAGUGAUUCUGUAUUUACAUUAAAUGCUCCAAUGAUAACGAUGGAGCACGCCACUAAGAUGAAAAGCACUAAAAAUGAACAGGCCAUAUCUACGGUUGGGCGCUACCUAAGACGACGGCAAUACAGUGAUAACGAAGUUUUCAAGAAAAGCGAUUUUAAACUUCAUCAACCGAUUGAAGAGAUGACAAUACAAGGCAUGGUUUGUGCGGAAACUGGUGUUAGAAAUGCCAUAUCUUUCAGCAGUAUUAGUGGCGAUGCUACUGCCAUUGAUCAGCAAUACACUCGCCUAAAAGUUUUUGUAACUGAAGCGUCCGAACCAUUUAAAUGUGAAUUAACUUAUGUUCUAUUUCCUAUGUUUGUUCACCUCUAUUUAGAAUUGAUCAGCAAUGGGCAAAAGACUGCUGCUCAAAAGUUUCAUUCCCGACAUUCCGGUUUAUUUGCAAACGUUCAGAAUUAUAAGUUAAUUAUUUCGACUCUGUCGUCCAUUCAGACUAUGCAAGAUCUCUCUACGCAUCCCACCAUAAAAGAUUUUAGAGAGAAUAAACAUACUAUUUGUUUGUGCGAAGAUACACUGGAGUAUCUGAUGAGAUUUUUGAGAGAUACGGAUAAUAUCAUUCUUCUUCAAUUGUUUAAUCUUUAUAUUGAUGUAGAAGUGAAUCAUAGGGAUUACAACACUAAGCUUCAUCUCUACGACGAUCGUCAGUUAAAUGUAUCGCAGGUUUCUAAAGGAAAUCAAGAAGAGAAAGAGAGAGAGAAGCAAAAGCCUUGUGAAGCCGUAUUGUCUUUAAAGCAGGCUAUAAAGAGGGUCAGCGAAGAAAAACCUUGUUUACCAUCCAUUUGUUUAUACUCGUUUCACAAUGCUUUCCAAGGUUUGAGUAGUGUUGAUCUGUGGCCUGAAGGAUAUUUGCUGGCGGGCGGUUUUGAAGAUUCGAGUGUUAGGGUGUGGAGUCUGUCAUCGUCAUUAUUAAAAUAUAAAACCGGAAGUUUUAUUUCUAGAGUACCUCUUGCUUGUGAUGAAAGUGGUCCGGAACAAGAAACCAAAGAAAAUGAAGUAGUGGUGAUGAGAGGACAUGGUGGACCAGUUUACAGUCUUGGAUUUGCACCUCAGAGCAACGUUCUUUUAUCUUGUUCGGAAGAUACCACGGUGAGAGCGUGGAAUCUGUCGACGUUUACGAAUGUUUGCUUGUAUAGAGGACACGGCUAUCCUGUCUGGGAUAUAGACGUUGGUCCGUUGGAGAUUUAUUUUGCCACUGCGUCAAGAGAUCAUACGGCAAGAAUUUGGGUGUUAGAUAGAAAUUUUCCAUUGAGAAUAUUAGCAGGUCAUAAUUUAGAUGUAGAUGCAGUGAAAUUUCAUCCCAAUAAUACUUACCUAGCCACUGGAUCAAGUGAUAGAACUGUAAGGUUAUGGAGUAUCCAGGAAGGUAAAAUGGUCAGGCUUCUCACAGGACAUAGAGGAAGCAUAUUUACCCUUGCAUUUUCACCAAAUGGGCAAUUACUUGCAUCAGCUGGUGAAGAUAGAAGGAUCAAAGUUUGGGAUCUUGCAUCUGGAUCACAAAUCAAAGAAUUAAGAGGACACACGGAUACGGUAUACAGUCUCUGUUUUAACGGUGACAGUUCCUUGUUAGCAUCUGGUGGACUCGAGCAUACUGUACGUCUCUGGGAUGUGAGAACAUCUGUUAGUCAUAGCACUCACAGUUCAUCAUUAGGUGCAACAACUGAAAGUAGAACUUCACCCGAACUUUUAGCUAGUUUUCCAACAAAAUCUAAUUCUAUACAAAUGGUUCAAUAUACCAAACAUAAUCUUCUCAUGGCAGUUGGUAUGACAACACCAGGAAUAUCUUGAGAAUGGUAUGUUAGAAUUUGAUAUUGUAAUUGAAGAGAAAUGAUCUGUAAAUAUAAAAACUUUAAUUUUCAAUUGUAUGCAUAACAAAAGUUUCUAAAGUUUGUUGUAAAUUUUUA
Molecule: messenger RNA, 3906 nt
Organism: Centruroides sculpturatus (bark scorpion)
Lineage: Eukaryota; Metazoa; Arthropoda; Arachnida; Scorpiones; Buthidae
Exons: 4
Coding region: 26-3790 (1254 amino acids)
Biological process (GO): transcription initiation at RNA polymerase II promoter
Cellular component (GO): membrane; transcription factor TFIID complex
Molecular function (GO): protein binding; RNA polymerase II general transcription initiation factor activity
Source: RefSeq, a predicted model, not a curated record